Messenger RNA from Capronia epimyces CBS 606.96, 1845 nucleotides. RefSeq lists its product as uncharacterized. Gene Ontology annotation, biological process: carbohydrate metabolic process. The record is from RefSeq and is a predicted model, not a curated record. NCBI's taxonomy places the organism in Eukaryota, Fungi, Ascomycota, Eurotiomycetes, Chaetothyriales, Herpotrichiellaceae. The transcript is spliced from 3 exons. Gene Ontology annotation, molecular function: kinase activity; phosphotransferase activity, alcohol group as acceptor. The coding region runs from base 1 to 1845 and encodes 614 amino acids.
AUGGCGUCGAUGCCCUUUCGACCUGGCCCGGCCAGCGGCCUGCGCACGCCCGUCCGCCAAAACUCGGUGGACUCCCGAAAUGAAGUCCACGUCCAGAUGAACCAUUACAUUGGCAUUGAUGUGGGCACAGGCAGCGCGCGAGCGUGUAUCAUCAAUGAAGCGGGUGACAUUGUCGGCCUUGCGUCGGAAAUCAUUGGCCUGUGGCAACCCCAGACAGGGUACUAUGAACAAUCUACAAACGACAUCUGGCGUUGCAUCUGUAUAUCGGUCCAGCGCGCCAUCACCCAGAACAACAUCGACACUCACUCGAUCCGCGGCAUCGGCUUCGAUGCGACCUGCUCUCUGGCCGUCUUCACACAUGACACCGACGAGCCCGUGUCCGUGACAGGCCCGACCUUUGAUCAAUCAGGGAAUGAUCAUAAUGUUGUUCUGUGGCUGGACCACCGGCCUGUGGAGGAGACGAAAAAGAUCAAUGCCACCAAGCACAACCUGCUCCGGUAUGUGGGCGGGACCAUGAGCAUUGAGAUGGAAAUCCCCAAGGUGCUGUGGCUCAAGAACAACAUGCCCAAAGAGCUCUUCGACCGCUGCAAGUUCUAUGAUCUCACAGACGCCCUCGAACACUUGGCCACCGGCAAUGAAAAGAGGAGUUUCUGCUCGGUCGUUUGUAAACAGGGCUACGUGCCCGUGGGCGUAGAUGGCAGCGUCAAAGGUUGGCAGGAAGACUUCCUCAAGGAGAUCGGACUCGAGGAUCUCGCCGAGGACAAUUUCAAGCGCAUGGGUGGCGUCAACGGGGUGAAUGGCGAGUACCUGUCCGCCGGUGAAUUGGCAGGCCACCUCUGCGAACGAGCAGCGGCGGAGCUUGGCCUCCCCGCGGGUAUUGCUGUGGGCAGCGGCGUGAUUGAUGCAUAUGCAGGUUGGAUUGGUACCGUCGGGGCCAAAGUGAAUCUGUCGUCGGACCAGCUCGACACUUCCAUGGCCGCCAACGACCAGUCCCAGGCGUUUACUCGUUUGGCCGCAGUGGCAGGCACGUCGACGUGCCAUCUGGUCAUGUCCAAGGACCCUGUCUUCGUUCCCGGAGUCUGGGGUCCUUACAGGGACAGCAUUAUCCCUGGCUACUGGAUGGCAGAAGGGGGCCAGUCGGCGACCGGUGAGCUCCUGAAGCACGUCCUCGAAACGCACCCAGCGUACCAGCAGGCCUUGGCCAUUUCGGAGUCGAGUUCAAGCAACAUCUACGACUUCCUGAACCAGCAUUUGGAGGAUAUGAAGGAGAAGGCCAACGCGCCCAGCAUCAGCCAUCUGGGCCGCCACUUCUUCUUCUAUGGCGAUCUAUUCGGCAACCGGUCGCCCGUCGCCGACCCAACCAUGUCUGGCUCCGUCGUGGGGCUGUCGUCGGACAAGUCGCUCGAUGGCAUGGCGUUAUACUACUACGGCACCAUGGAGUUCAUCGCCCUGCAGACGCUGCAGAUCAUUUCGACCAUGAACGAAGCCGGCCACAAGAUCUCAUCCAUCUUCAUGUCCGGUUCGCAGUGCCAGAAUGACAUUCUGAUGUCCCUGAUCGCCACGGCCUGCGACAUGCCGGUGCUGAUCCCCCGCUACGUCCAUGCUGCCGUCUGUCACGGCGCCGCCAUGCUGGGUGCCAAAGCCGCCAGCGCCGACCCAUCCGGUAAGACGGAGGAUCUCUGGAGCAUCAUGGAUCGCAUGAGCAAGCCUGGCAAAAUCGUCCGGCCGACAAAGACCAAGUCGGUCAAGGCCCUCCUGGAAGUCAAGUAUACCGUCUUCCUCGAGCAGUGUGAACGACAGAGGGUAUUCAGGAAGAUGGUCGAUGAGGUUACUGGCGACUCGUGA